CGUCCUUCCUCCCAUCCUGCUGCCCUUCUCCACCUGCCUCAAGAGUAUAAAUACGGGCCUUAUCCCAUUGCGAGGUAGAGUUGCUCAGGCUCUCGGUGCUGUUAACAUCCUCCACCUCCGCUCCGCUGCGUCGGGAUCACUACGAGGAUGAAGGUGCUGCUGCUGUCGCUGCUGGUGGGCUGCGUGGCCGGGGCCUCAUUUGAGAGACAACGCAGGCAGUUAUUCGGCAAUGGUUUAAGCCUACAAUCAUCUCUUGGAGGUUACCUUCCACCUCCACCGGACAAGUGCGUGCCUUCCACUGUCUAUCGCACACAGACCCAGUACUCAACUCAAGUGGUUCCCUCCACCGUCUAUAGAACCGAUGUCCAGUACAUCACGCGGACAGACUACAGAACCCAGCAGGUGUACACCACCGUCUACUCGGAGGUCGUGCGAACCCAACAGAUCCCCUCCAUCGUCUACCAGACAGCGACUGUGACCCGCACGGAGGACAGGGUGCGCACCCAGGUCGUCACUCUCCCUCCUCAGGUCAACUACGUCACACGCACACAAGAGGUCGUCCGCACCCAAGUCCAGUACCAGACCAGGUACUCCACCCGCAUCCAGCAGGUGCCCACCACCGUCACCAGGAACGUGGUGUCCACUCAGGUGGUGCCCCAGCAGGUUUACAGCACCGUCUACCAGACCCAGACGGUCACCAGGACCCAGCAGCUUCCGGGACAGACCCGCACCGUGCAGAGCACCCAGUACAGCACUGUCUACUCCACCACGGUCAUCCCCGCCCCCGAUGUGGUGCGCUCCACCACCGUGUACAGGACCAACGUUGUCACCCGAACCGUCACCCAGCCAGGACAGACACAAGUAGUCACCAGCACCCAGGUGGUGCCUGUCACCACCACCAUCGUUUCUGAGGUGGUGCUCACCAAUACACAGACCCAGUAUGUCACCCGCACACAGGUGCAGCAGCAGACCACCACCGUGUACCGCACGCAGCAGGUGCCCCAGUACGUCACCAGGACGGUGACGGUGCCCCAGCAGGUGGUCAGCACUCAGGUGUCAACACAGGUGGUGCCCACAACCAUCUACACUCAGCAGACUAUCCAGACCACUGUCUACCAGCCAGCCCAGACCCAGUACGUAACUGUCACCCGCACUGCCGUGAACACCCAACAGCUGCCCGGCAGGACCCGCACCCAGUUCGUCACCAACACCGUCUACAACACCAACUACGUCACCUCCACCACCUACAGACCAGUGUACAACACCAUCACUGCCACCACCACCGUCCAGCCUGACUGUAAAACUGGUUACGAUUACAAAGCUCCUGCCAGGCCCUUCAACGCCUUAGGACGUUAAGUGAGGGAUUGGAGAAUAAGGCAGUACGGACGCAAUCCUCCAACCAGCGCCCUAGCCUGCUGUACCUCACCUUUCAUUGUUCUUCUCGGAGAGCAAGAUUCAUCACAUCAAUGAGAUGGUCCACUUCCGAUCUUUUGUUUGGUCAACGAUACCAAACAAUCUUAUACUAACCACAGAAACGUAAUACAAAAGUAUGCUUCGAUCAACUCUAUUUGUAUGGUAUUUAAUAUAAAAUACAAUAAAAUAUUACAGUAA
Molecule: messenger RNA, 1611 nt
Organism: Portunus trituberculatus (swimming crab)
Lineage: Eukaryota; Metazoa; Arthropoda; Malacostraca; Decapoda; Portunidae
Exons: 2
Coding region: 148-1356 (402 amino acids)
Source: RefSeq, a predicted model, not a curated record